Eremomyces bilateralis CBS 781.70 is the source of this 1065-nucleotide messenger RNA. Its product is annotated as Mg2+ transporter protein. Lineage: Eukaryota; Fungi; Ascomycota; Dothideomycetes; Eremomycetales; Eremomycetaceae. Gene Ontology annotation, biological process: mitochondrial magnesium ion transmembrane transport. Gene Ontology annotation, cellular component: mitochondrial inner membrane. The transcript is spliced from 3 exons. The annotation marks the transcript as partial. The record is from RefSeq and is a predicted model, not a curated record. Gene Ontology annotation, molecular function: magnesium ion transmembrane transporter activity.
CUUGAGCCCAAUGAUCUGCCGAUUUCGAGCUUCAUCGACGAUACCUCCUAUCCUUCCCGAGUCACCAAAGCCUCCAACGACCUCAAGUUGCGAUGUACCGAGUUCGAUGAGAACGGGAACGUCACGCUCGUCAACGGGGAAUAUAAAAAAACAGAGCUGAUCGCCAAGUAUUCCCUCCUACCGCGAGACUUGCGGAAGAUUGACUCCUCAAUGCUACCGCACAUCCUCAUCCGACCGAGCGCGAUUCUUCUAAAUCUUCUCCACCUGCGAGUCUUGAUCAAGCACAACCGGGUGCUCAUCUUCGAUGCGUACGGGAGCACGGACUCCUACACACAAUCCGUGUUCAUGUACGAUCUGGAGGGAAAGUUGCGCGCCGCAUCCGCGGACGCGAAACAGGCCGGUAGCCUACCAUACGAGUUUCGAGCCUUGGAGGCGGUGUUAAUCAGCGUCACCGGCGGUCUGGAGAGCGAGUUCGAAGGAGUCCGUGAGCCGGUUGUGAGGGUAUUGCGCGAGCUGGAAGAGGACAUCGAUCGCGACAAGCUUCGGUACCUCCUGAUAUAUUCCAAAAAGCUUGGGACCUUUGAACAGAGGGCUCGACUGGUGCGCGACGCUCUCGACGAACUGUUGGAUGCGGAUGAUGACCUUGCUGCCAUGUAUCUGACCGCCAAAGCUCAAGGGGAACUCCGAAAUGAAAACGACCAUACAGAGGUGGAGAUGUUGCUGGAGUCGUAUCACAAAGUCACGGACGAGAUUGUACAGGCGGCGGAGAAUCUCGUCUCCAAUAUCCGAAACACCGAGGAGAUUGUCAAAGCCAUCCUGGAUGCUAAUCGCAACUCUCUCAUGGUUCUAGACAUCAAGUUCACCAUCUGUACAUUAGGCAUUGCUGCCGGCACCUUUGUCGCCGCACUCUACGGCAUGAACUUGACCAACUUCCUCGAGGAAUCGGUCCUCGGGUUCGGCGGCGUAUCCGUCGUAUGCGGCCUCUUCACAGCCUUCGCCGUUAUGUGGGGCCUUAAGGUCCUGCGCCGCGUGCAACGACUCCGGAUGUCCGGAAGCCCUGGAAUG